AUGGCGCCUUGGGCGCCCGACCGACGUGGUCCUCCGCCGGGCUCAGCCCGGGGGGCCGGGGUCCUUGGUGGGGAGCCUUUGGGAAGCCUGGGCUCCGCUCCUGCCGCCUCCCAGACUUGCCUGGUCGCCUCGCCACUGGGCGCCUAUGUCCCAAGCGACAAAACGACCUGUGUUCUCCCAACUGCUGUCCAGGCUCUCGCCCCAACUCAGCCUCCGGGGGCCGGAGGGGCUCCCAGUGUGGCCCCGCGGGACGAUGGGCGGUGUGCUGGGGCGGAACGGGGAAGCUGCCGGAGGACUCCCCGGGGGAGAUCGGAGAAGAAGGCCGGCGACGCCCCCUCGUCCGCUGCCGGGCCCUGCAGGUGGGAAGGUCGGACUUCGGUGACGAGGGCGCAGGGGCAGGGCGAGGGGACCCGACCCGGGCUGGGGGCGCCUCGUCCUCGGCGGGGCGAGGACCUGGAUCGGCGGUCGGGCACCGAGUUCGGCUCCGGCCCUCGAACCUCCUCCCCUCGCCGGACGCCUCCCCGCUCAGUCCACGGCGCCGCCCUCGCAGCUACCCUUCCCCAGCGGGGUCCCGGGGGCGGCCGAGCCCACCGCCGGCCCUCCUCCGCGGUCGGCCGGAAGACCUGGAGAAGCGGACUCCAGGGGCGGCGGGGGGGGUCAUGGGUCAGUCCCGGGCGCUGA
Messenger RNA from Rangifer tarandus platyrhynchus (Svalbard reindeer), 681 nucleotides. Lineage: Eukaryota; Metazoa; Chordata; Mammalia; Artiodactyla; Cervidae. The record is from the annotation of a GenBank genome assembly.